UUUUUCAAGAAAAACGGAAUAAUUUCAUUUUAAGAAAAGAAGUUUAUAAUAAGAUUUGUGUUCAAAAUGGGUAAACCUAAAAAAUCGAAUAUAGCAGCGGCGCCAGCAAAAAAAGUCUCGUUGGAGAAACAGUUAUCAGAAGGCAAAAUAGCCAAACAAAAAAACAGAAAUAAAAUACAUAUUCGUACAGAGGAAUCAUCGUUUUUGGAUAGUAAAACAAGUAAAAAAAUCUUGGACGCAGCCAAACUACAACAAUUGGAGUUCAAUGAUGAAAAUUUUCCCAGUUUGGCACCAAGGAAGAAAGUCAAUUUUGAUUUGGGAGAGAUUAACGAGGCAGAUGAAAAUGUUAAUGUCAACGAACGGGAUUUCAUGGAUGAUUUGCAAAUCGAUGAAGAAGACGCCAAGGCUUUUGAACGUUUCCAAAAUCCAGAUGGCGGCAAGCGUACACUAAAAUUGUCGGAAAUGAUCAUGAGCAAGAUACAAGAGAAACAGGCUGAUAUACAAUCAAAGCUUACAGACGAAGGCUCAUUGAAAAUUGAAGACCUUGAUCCACGUGUAAAGGAAAUGUAUGAAGGAGUGCGAGAUGUAAUGAAACGUUACCGCAGUGGAAAAGUUCCAAAGGCUUUCAAAAUUAUACCCAAACUGCGUAAUUGGGAACAGAUCUUAUUCAUAACAGAGCCACACAAUUGGAGUGCGGCUGCCAUGUUUCAAGGGGCUAGAAUUUUCUCCUCUGUCUUGUCACAAGCCAUGGCUCAACGCUUUUACAAUCUAGUUUUAUUACCACGCAUACGGGAUGAUUUGGCUGAAUAUAAAAAACUAAAUAUGCAUUUAUAUAAUGCUUUAAAAAGGGCUCUCUUCAAACCGGCUGCGUUUAUGAAGGGUAUCAUUUUACCUUUGCUCGAAGCUGGUGAUUGUACCCUACGUGAAGCUAUUAUUUUUGGCAGUGUUAUUGCUCGUAAUUCUAUACCAGUUUUACAUUCAUCCGCUUGUCUUUUGAAAAUCUGUGAAAUGGGUUAUACGGGAGCAAACUCCAUUUUUAUACGUUAUUUCCUUGACAAACGUUAUGCUCUGCCUUAUCGUGUAGUAGAUGCAGCAGUUUUUCACUUUUUAAGAUUUGAAAAUGAUAGACGUGAAAUGCCUGUUUUAUGGCAUCAAAGCUUAUUGACAUUUGUUCAACGCUAUAAGAAUGAUAUUUCAUCGGAACAAAGAGAAGCUUUAGUUGGUUUGUUAAGAAAACAAAAUCAUCCCCAAAUGACACCUGAAAUACGCCGAGAACUAUUGGCGGCCACAUGUCGUGACGUUGAAAUGAUGGAAUGUGAUAAUAAAACAGCAGCAGUGCCCGUAGAAAUGUACACAGAUCAAGAUGUAGGAUAUGAGUAAAGAGCUUACAUACAACCCCCCACCAAAUUUAACGACAGAUAAAUGAAAUUACAAAUUUCCACUUUAAAUGAAAUAACACAAAUAAACAAUCAAAUAUUUUUAAAUAAAAAAAUUAAUAUUACAUUUUUUAUUGUUGUAAAUACAGAAAAUAAUAAAUAAAACAUCAUGUUCAAUAGAA
Messenger RNA from Calliphora vicina (urban bluebottle blowfly), 1558 nucleotides. It is a transcript of the gene bys, whose product is annotated as Bystin. Gene Ontology annotation, cellular component: nucleolus; cytoplasm; preribosome, small subunit precursor. Lineage: Eukaryota; Metazoa; Arthropoda; Insecta; Diptera; Calliphoridae. The coding region runs from base 67 to 1380 and encodes 437 amino acids. The transcript has 6 exons. Gene Ontology annotation, biological process: rRNA processing. The record is from RefSeq and is a predicted model, not a curated record. Gene Ontology annotation, molecular function: snoRNA binding.